Molecule: messenger RNA, 906 nt
Organism: Tribolium madens (black flour beetle)
Lineage: Eukaryota; Metazoa; Arthropoda; Insecta; Coleoptera; Tenebrionidae
Product: ARL14 effector protein
Exons: 1
Coding region: 278-730 (150 amino acids)
Cellular component (GO): intracellular membrane-bounded organelle
Source: RefSeq, a predicted model, not a curated record
UAACUUCUGUAAUGUAACAGAAAUUUUUAUUUUUAAUUCUUUUUGUCGCUCAGCGUAACUAUUUCAAUAAUUCUUUGUGAAAGAGUGGGUAUGUAUCUCUUCCUCGCAUUUAGGACUAUGUGUGCGUAAGGCUUCCUGCCCUUGUUUUAAAACAAGAGUUCUGCUUUUUGAGGUUAUCUCAUAUUUUUUCGCACUCAAAUAACUUGUCUUAAAGACUGUGAGAAAUACAUUUACACCCAAGAGUUAGAACUUUCCAUGCAAGUUCCAAUCCCCAACAAUGAGCAGUGGAAGCAGCGAAGAAGACAACGAACCCCGACAAUCCCUGCACCGAGUUGCUAAAAAAUCCACAACCAACACCAGACCAUACCCCAGCCGUAUCAGAAUACCAGGAUCUCAGAAAACCCUGACUGUAGCCAACCGAUUUUUGGAAAAUUUCAAUCCUGAAACGAGCAUCCGCGAAAAACGGAAAUUAAAUCGUAAAAUCAAUCCGCCAAGUAACGUACGGCGACCACCGGGGGCUCUCUAUGACGAGAAUGGAAUUCACAUCGCCACUUGCAUGGAUCUUUGUGAUUGUUUAAAUGAGGAUUGUGUGGGAUGCUUCCUUCCAUGUCCCAAGUGUGGCUCAAGGAAAUGCGGGAUAGAUUGUCGUGUGCAUAGAAAAUAUGUCUAUGAUCAGAUUGAGUAUCACGGCUACGAUAUUGUAAUAAAAAAUCCUUUGUUUAGGAAUUGAAAUUCAAGGAUUUAUUGAAUACUGUAAUCAUCUAGUGUUUUGUCGUAUUAUUCUAUUUUAUCUAAUUGUAUUACCUAUAAUGGAAAUUAGAAACGCGUUAGUGAUUCUAUUUCAUUUUAUUUAUAUUUCUCAAAAUUAUUAGUUUUGUGGUACAUCGUAAUAAAUAGUGAUAAGCA